Molecule: messenger RNA, 3774 nt
Organism: Hippoglossus stenolepis (Pacific halibut)
Lineage: Eukaryota; Metazoa; Chordata; Actinopteri; Pleuronectiformes; Pleuronectidae
Gene: fastk
Product: Fas-activated serine/threonine kinase
Exons: 11
Coding region: 200-3037 (945 amino acids)
Biological process (GO): regulation of mitochondrial mRNA stability; mitochondrial RNA processing
Cellular component (GO): ribonucleoprotein granule; mitochondrial matrix
Molecular function (GO): RNA binding
Source: RefSeq, a predicted model, not a curated record
AGACGGCAGGUGUCGCCCUCCCUGCUCCAGUUGCAUGCCGGGUAGUGGAUGAUGGCUGAGGGCUGUGUGGAGGAAUGAAGCGGCUGACCGCUGCCUGUCUCCCGGCUGAAGCGCGCUCUGUGCGGCCUCAGGUCUUUGAGCAGAGCGGAGCUAUGAGGAGAACUGUACUCUUGCCUCCAGGCGUCCUGGUUGUUGGACUAUGCUGUGUUUGUCCACUGGGUGGCGCCUCCUGAGCCAAGCUCACCGCCUCCCUCCCUCCCGGCCCGGCCCCGCUGCUCAGUCCGUCACCAUGUACACCACCCGCCUCUACAGCACCUCGGGGGGAGGAGGAGGAGGAGGAGGUGGGGUUAAACAUGGGAGAAGGGCGGGGCUGGCCGUGAUCGAGGCACCCCACCCUCCUCACCACCACCUCCCCCACCACCCUCACCCGACUCCACCUCCCCCUGCCUACCACCUGUACCAGGGCCGCCCCGACGCCCACAGAGGAGCACACUUCUACCACCCGCAACCUGCCCACUUGGCCCCACCCCCAUUCUCCCCCCACUACCAGCACCACGCCCACUUCCACACAUAUGGAGGGGGGGCUCCAGGGGUUGGGGCCGCUGCCCCUGGCAGCAAGAAGAAGACGUGGAACUUCAUCCAUGAGAAGAUGAGCUACGACACGUUCUUCACCAUGAAGCGCCUGAUUGAGCGUUCGCGGCGGCCUGACGAGGUGCUGCGCUGGGUCACCCAGAACCCGGCCAAGAUCUCCCACAACCACUACCCCGUCGCCCUGCAGAAGAUCGGACAGCUGCUACAGGCCACGCCGUCACCACGAACCGGAGGGGACGCCACAGAAGCCAAGGCAGGUGGAGGAGCUGAGGGGGGUGACGAACGCCAGAUCCUGGAGCAUCAGGACUUUCAGACGCUCUGUAACGCCAUCGUCAACGACUGCGCCAAGUUUGACAACUUCAGCAUUGUCAACUGUUUGUAUGCUGUGGCAGCACUUGGUCUUUCCAGUGACGCUCAGGUGGUCCACGUGUUGGAGGCGGAGUCUCAGUCCAGACUGAGCCAGUUUAACCAGAAGGACGUUUCCAUGGUGUUCAGCUCCAGUAUGAAGCUCCAUCCAGGAAGUCAACACCCGCUGACCGAGGCCUGCCUGGCCGGCCUGGAGAAGAACCUGGAGAGAGAGCGCCACCCGCAGACGCUCUUCUUGUUGCUCUCAUAUUACAGACUCAAGUGGCGCUCGCUGCAGCAGCAGGAGCCCACUGCUGCUGCAGGGGGCGUUGCAACCAUCACUGCUAAAACCAACAACACGCCCCCAAACCCUGAACUACUGCUUACCAACAGGAAGAUCUUACGUCUUGUUAAACACACUUUGGCGAGUGUCAGUGGCGUUCGUGACCAAGAGAUGGCCCUGUUGGAUGAGAUGUUGGCGGCGUGUGCUCGAGAGGCGAGCAACAAGAGUCUGGAGUUGAUCUUCAGUUCCCACCUGUUCUACCAGAACCGACAGGAGAAGUUCAUCAGCAGCCUGGCAGAGGAGCUCCCCAAGAAGGUCGACAGCAUCACUCCGUACACAAUGGCUCUGAUUGCCAAAUACAUCGCUCGCCAUCGACUGAGAGAGACCCGACUGCUUGACACCAUCGCAGACUUCUUGGUGAAGAAGGCGGAAUACCUGGACAGUAAGGUGAUCCAGAAGCUGGUGUUCCCGUUCAGCAGGAUGAGCUACCGUCCGUCCAAUGAGCAGCAGUUUUUCUCUGGCUUGGAGGAGGUGUUGGAGCUGAAGGCUCUCAGCUCGCCGCUCGCCACCGUCAACAUCCUCAUGUCUCUGUUCCAGCUGGGUCAUUUCCCCAGCCUGGUGCUGCACCGCGUCUUCUCCUCUGCCUUCAUCAGCAACGUCACCAACAGUCCCUAUGCCCUGAUAGUCCGGAGGUACCUGUCUCUGCUGGACGCCGCCAUCGAGCUGGAGUACCGCGACUACACCGGACCACGACUGCAGGAGGCACACAAAGUCCUGAUGUUUGACCAUGCACUGACUGCUGACGAGGUCAACCGCAAGUACAGUUAUAAAGGUCUGGUUGCUGAAGCUUUACGUCAGCUGGUUGGAGAACAAAACUACAAACAAGAUGAAGUGCUCCCCCCAGGGUACUACACAGACUUCGUGCUGUGGAUGGACGGUUCUGGUCGAGUUCUACCCAUCAGACCCGGAGCGGCGCUGUCUUUGAGCGUUGUUCCUGCUUCCUGUGUCGCUAUGGCGUCUAAACCGGCUGACGGCUCAGUUGCCGUGGUGACUUCAGAGUUCCAGAGGUUUUCUCCUUUUGCGGUGCUAGAGGAAGGUGGCGAACAGCAGUGUCACGUGGGCGAGGCGAUGGGCGGGGCCAUGGAACCCAUCUCCUUCCUGCCCCACCACAUCCGCAGCACAACGGGGGCCGCGCUGUCCUCAGGGGCCCCUCGGCCCACCAACGGCGGCCCCUUGGACUACGGCCCCUACUUUGUCCCGGCAGCGGAGUACUACUCCAGUCUGGCCAAGGAGCACUCACUGGAGAGCCAGGACAGCUCCACGCUCAGCAGCCCCCCUUCUGAUGGACAGGCCCCGCCUGGGGCUCCAGAACCUGUGGAGGCCACGGCCCCUGACUCUCUCUUCCAGUUCUCCAUCGGGAAGAUCCUGGAGGACGAGGGGGGAACUGGGGCCCCUGAGAGCCAGGGUACAGACUGUGCGUUGCCAGGGUUCUAUGAGGGCGUGACGUAUUCUGAGGUGUCAGUGGCUGACAGAGGGCCCUCAUCCCCGCCACAGCUCCACCCCCCUGAUCAACCGGAGCUUGAUAACCCCCCCACCGACCAGAGACCAAUCAGGAGGCUCAUCAUGUCCGUCAAUGAUAAGUGGCAUUAUUGUCACAACUCUGAGGUGCUGGUUGGUUCCCGGGCGAUGAGAGACCGCCACCUGAGGCUGCUGGGAUACGUCAUCGUCCAGCUUCCGUAUCAUGAGCUGGAGAAGCUGAACGGCAUCGAGGAGGUGAAGGCGUACCUGCAUCAGAAGCUGUUGGACGUCCCACUAUGACUGUGUGUGUGUGUGUGUGUGUGUGUGUGUGUGUGUGUGUGUGUGUGUGUGUGUGUGUGUGUGUGUGUGUUAGUUAUUGAUUAAUCUUUAAUGAUCACUGAAAUUGAUAAUUUACAGCUACACUGAGCAGCGUUGAAAGGAGCACUCCACUUUUUUUUUCAGAACACGUUCCAAAUCCAUCACAACAGCCAAUCAUAACGUCUCAUUUAAAUCACAAGUUCAUCAAUUAAAUGAUUGGUUCUUAAUGUGAUUCACCGACAUUCUGUAUCGAAUGUAAACGGCAGAUUUGACAGAAACCAGAACGAGUCACACUGUUAGAAAACUGUCCAUGUUGAGUUCAGGGAAGUUUAAUUUCGUUUUUCUUGACGUCCCUAAAUGCACCGCAGCCGCCAUGUUGAAUUUGGAAGGAGGUCGACAGAAGAACGUUGAACUGCUCCUUAAACGUCUCAGUGUAUCAGCUGAGUACACGCUGCGCUCUGAUUGGAUGCUGUGUGAAUGAACAAAUGUUAUUUUUUUCAGGGUGGGGGGGGUCAGUGUGUGGUACCCGUGGUAACGAUGACAAUGCAUGUGUGGGACGAUGGAGCUGGGAGUGGAUGCUUUUUUUCUGUGAAGAGGGGUGAGUGUGCGGAUUAGUGUUGGGGGUCAAAGCUCAGAUUAUUUAUUUGUGUUUGAGGAAAAGAAGCUUGUUUAUAUUCUAUAAAUCUCUGAAAUCAAACGUCUAUAAAACCUGAAACUAA